Molecule: messenger RNA, 2480 nt
Organism: Anastrepha ludens (Mexican fruit fly)
Lineage: Eukaryota; Metazoa; Arthropoda; Insecta; Diptera; Tephritidae
Product: protein 5NUC-like
Exons: 8
Coding region: 314-2092 (592 amino acids)
Biological process (GO): AMP catabolic process
Cellular component (GO): plasma membrane
Molecular function (GO): metal ion binding; 5'-nucleotidase activity; nucleotide binding
Source: RefSeq, a predicted model, not a curated record
AAUUUGUUUCAAAACGUGUAGUGGAGUCGUUGGCACUGGUUUGUUUGGUUACGGCUGCUGCUGUUUUUGAUUAUUUUCUCGUAUAGCAGAUCCCGCGUUCAUGUAAUACAUAAUCGGACGUAUGUAUGCAUGUUAUGACAACUUGCCGGGUUGUUUUGAUCGUGUGCCAUUGUUUUAAGUGCUGAAUAUUAUAAUUAGUGGUAACAUUUUUGCGCGAGUGUAAAUAUUUAAAUAUUCACAAAAUUUGAAAACAUCCAAUACUUGCAUAUAGUAAAUAUAUAUUAUAUAUAUGUAUCAACACUAAACCAAAGAUAUGACCAAAAUAGUUUUAUGCUUGCUGGUGACUUAUGCCACGCUACUGAGUCAGUCACGUGCUAACCCGAUUGAUAAAAAAGCCUUUGUUGCCACUGAAUUCAUAGUACUGCACAACAAUGAUAUGCACGCUCGUUUCGAACAAACCAAUGUAAAUGGCGGCAAAUGUCUAGAAUCAGACGCCAACUCCAAUAAAUGUUAUGGUGGUUUUGCGCGAGUGGCAUACGAAGUGCGAAAAUAUCGAAAAGAGGCAGCAGAUGGUGGUAAACCGGUGCUAUACCUAAAUGCUGGAGACACCUAUACUGGAACAUCGUGGUUCGCUGUCUUUAAAGACAACAUCAGCGCAGCAUUCCUGAACAAAUUACAGCCGGACGCAAUCUCAUUGGGGAAUCAUGAAUUUGACGAAAAAGUCGCAGGCUUAGUGCCAUUUUUGAAAAAUGUGCAAUUCCCCGUUGUUACUUGCAAUUUGGACUUAAGUAAGGUGCCUGAAAUGAGUGCGGCCGAGCAUUUGAUGAACUCGACUGUUUUUGAAAUUAACGGCACAAAAGUUGGUGUGAUUGGUUAUUUGACGCCUGAUACGAAGUAUUUAAUAACGCCAAAUACACUUGAGUUUAUGGACGAAAUUGAGAGUAUUAAUGAAGAGGCUGCAAAAUUGAAGGCGCAAGGCAUAAACAUUAUUAUUGCUUUAGGUCAUUCCGGUUACCAACGAGAUCAACAAAUUGCUGCGAAUUGCCCCGAGAUUGAUGUUGUUAUUGGUGGCCACUCCCACUCUUUUCUAUACACCGGAACAGAGCCUGAUGCAGAGCGCAGUGAGGGUCCCUACCCGACUGUUGUAACACAGAAGAGCGGCAAGGAAGUGCCUGUAGUACAAGCGUAUGCCUACACUAAAUAUUUAGGCAAGCUUCAUUUGCAGUUCGAUAAAGAGGGAAAUCUCAUUGAGUUUGAUGGGGCACCCAUUUUGUUAAAUGCAUCUGUGCCACGAGAAGACGAUGUCCUGCAGUUACUAGAAGUGUACAGACCCAAUAUCAGUGAUUUGGAAAACUCAAUUGUGGGGCACACUAAAGUGAAACUUGAGGGUAGCUCAUCCGUUUGUCGCAGAUUCGAAUGUAAUUUGGGCAAUUUUAUUGCUGAUUCUUUAGUUUAUGCUCGAGUGGUUGAAGAUCAAGGUGGUACUUAUUGGACUGAUGCACCAAUUGCAAUUAUUAAUAGUGGUGGUAUACGUGCCGGUGUCGAUAAGCGUUCGGAUGGUUCAAUUACUGAAAAUGACAUUUUGUCUGUUCUGCCAUUUAAAAACAAUCUCUAUGUGAUCCGCAUAUCUGGAAAGAAAUUGCGCUCUACCCUUGAACUGUCGGCCACGAAACGCACCAAAGAUUCCAGUGGUGGUUUCCUGCAGUUUUCUGGUUUCCGAGUUACUUACGAUUACCGUAAUGAAGAGGGUAAUCGGGUGACUGCGGUCGAAGUACGCUGUGCAGAAUGUGAUGUUCCAGAUUACGAACCGUUAGACGAUUCCAAAGAAUAUAGCAUAAUAACGACUGAAUUCCUUAAAGAUGGCGGUGACAACCAUGAUCUGAUUGAAAAUGGCACUGUACCCAUAAGCAUGAAAUGGUAUGAUCAAGAAGCGGUGGUCGAAUAUUUGAAGCAUCGCGACUUCAUUUACCCCGAAUUGGAAGGGCGAAUUGUGAUAAUCGAGUCCUCAAACUCCGGAACGACAGCUGUCAGAUCUCUUAUCUGGCUAACACUUGUGAGUUCGAUGAUGUUUUUCAUCCGGUCACUUCAUUAGCAGUCAGCAUUACUAAUAAUCCUUGUAGAUCAAAAUUACAGCUGAUUUCAAGGGUUAUGCAUAAAUACAUUCAGGCAUAAACACUUUUAUUGCUGUAGUAGAACAAUUGAAAAAGAAUCAUAUAUGUCUAUAGCUUUCUUUGAAUUAAAAAAACAUAAUUAUAAUUAAUUGUACUCACAAGCAUGCUUUAAAGCAAAUAUUUAGGUGCACAAAAAUGUCUUUUGUAAAUUUAAAAUUUUAAUAAAAAAGUAAAUGUAAAAAUUAAAAUCAAUUUCAAAUGGUAAGUUGCUCUUUUUUGAUAAUGCCAAAACGUUUAACACGCUUCGUUAUAUUUUUCCAUAUAUGUAUGUACGUACUUUGUAAGCUUAAUAAACCAUUAUAAUUCACA